Messenger RNA from Purpureocillium lilacinum, 429 nucleotides. Lineage: Eukaryota; Fungi; Ascomycota; Sordariomycetes; Hypocreales; Ophiocordycipitaceae. The record is from RefSeq and is a predicted model, not a curated record.
AUGGUGGCAUUGGAAACGCUUCAGUUGUGGCUGUUUCCAUGUACGUACACGUACUUGCCUACGUACUUGAAAGCCUCCCCGAUCCGCUGGCGUCCCCAGGGCUCCACGGAGCGGAAACACUGCACGAUGGGUGCAUGGGAUGGGAUGGGAUGGGGAUGCGGACAAGGCCUGCGAGGUGAAACGUGGGUGAAGGCAGGACGCCAGAUUCGGCCGGUUUCGCGCGCGCCUUUUCCUCGCUUGUACGUACAUAAUACCGUUUCGCUCGUGAUGCGGCGCCACUGCGGCAGACGACGUUCGCGGCGGCGCGGGCGACGAUCAUCACCCCCCUCCCCCCGGGCCGUUGCGAUUGUUCCUUUUUGGACGCGCGCGCGCGCGAGCGCGCUUUCCUUUUAUCGCGGCAAGAUGGGGGGGGAUGUCGUUGCGGCGUGA